CGUUGUCCACUCACUCAACUUCCCACCUCUUUCUACUUGCCUCCGCGCACUGCCACCGCGCUUCUUUUUGCCUGCGCUCGCCUAUGCUUUUGCGCUUUUGCCUCGCUGCUUGUCGUCCUGCUGGCCGCGCACUCGCCUUGCCCCACUCUGUACCCCUUUCCAGAUUCAGCCAGCGCUCAGUCCACCAACUUGCAUUCGCCACUGCUGCUGCUUCUCGCUCGCCGUUCUGCGCCUUGUCUGCAGCGUUCACCUCACAUCCAUCGUCAUCAUCAUCAAUACGAUCAUCACCACUUUCAACCCUCGCACAAAUGUCCAACCCGACCGAUCUCGUUGAGAAGGCCAAGAAGGCCGCCGCGUUCGCAGCUGUCGACGAAUACGUCAAGGAUGGCAUGACUAUCGGCGUCGGCAGUGGCUCGACCAUCGUCUAUGCCGUCGAGCGCAUUGUCGAGCGCGUCAAGGCUGAAAACCUGAAGCUCGUCUGCAUCCCGACCUCCUUCCAAGCCCGCCAGCUGAUUGUCGAGGGCGGACUUGUGCUCAGCGAUCUGUCGCGUCACUCUGCAAUCGACGUUGCCAUCGAUGGCGCUGAUGAAGCCGAUGCUCAAUUGAACUGCAUCAAGGGCGGUGGCGCUUGCAUGCUGCAAGAAAAGAUUGUCGCCUACAAUGCCAAGCGCUUUGUUGUCGUGGCCGAUUUCCGCAAAAAGUCAGAGACCCUCGGUCAACAGUGGAAGGCUGGCGUUCCGAUUGAAGUUAUUCCGCUGGCCUAUGUGCCAGUGCUCCGCAAGCUCGAGUCUUUCGGUGGCAAGCCUGUGCUGCGCAUGGCCAAGGCAAAGGCUGGCCCUGUUGUGACGGACAAUGGCAACUUUGUCGUGGACUGCGAUUUCGGCCUGAUCCAAGAUCCCGCGGCGCUGGACAAGCGCAUUGCCAGCAUUCCCGGCGUUGUCGAGACCGGCUUGUUUGUCAACAUGGCCGAGAAGGCCUUCUUUGGCAUGCAAGACGGCACUGUCGAGACUCGCACCAAGAACUAAUCCAGGUGUUUUUUUUUUUUGGUUUCUUGCUGUUGUUGCCGUCGUGUCUGUGUUUUUGUCCCCGUGUAAGAUCCACCCAUUGAAUGCCCCUUCCAAUC
Capsaspora owczarzaki ATCC 30864 is the source of this 1123-nucleotide messenger RNA. Its product is annotated as ribose-5-phosphate isomerase. The transcript has 5 exons. The record is from RefSeq and is a predicted model, not a curated record. Gene Ontology annotation, molecular function: ribose-5-phosphate isomerase activity. Lineage: Eukaryota; Filasterea; Ministeriida; Capsasporidae. The coding region runs from base 84 to 1025 and encodes 313 amino acids. Gene Ontology annotation, biological process: D-ribose metabolic process; pentose-phosphate shunt, non-oxidative branch. Gene Ontology annotation, cellular component: intracellular membrane-bounded organelle.